UAAGAAUUGUUGCUGUUAUGGGGUGGAGCCAGAGAUGCCGGCAGGAGCAGGGUGGCAAAUAGAACCAGAGAAAUUUUUGAGGAAUUACACUCCCAUAAGAUGUCCAGACACAACUUAUAUUCUGUACGAAAUGCAAUGGGGAAGAAGUUGCAAAAUGUGGAGGAACUGGUGUACCAACAGCCAUUCCCAACAUGCAGAAAUCAAUGCUUUGAAAGUGAAUGAGGAGAUACUGCGGCAGAGAACAAGAACAUGCCACAUCACUUGGUUUCUAAGUUGGAGCCCUUGUGGGUUAUGUAGCCGCUCCAUCAUUCAAUUCUUGAAGGAACAUCCUAAUGUGACGCUGGAGAUAAGGGUAGCUCAGUUGUUCAGACCUUAUGACUACCGCAACAGGAGUGGCCUUAGGGACCUAGUCAAUUUUGGAGUCCAAAUAUCCAUCAUGAGUCCAUUUGAUCAUUCAGAUCACCUCCACGCCACCACCGUUUCCACCAUCCCACAAUUCCUCACAAAACAGUUUGAACCCAACUCACAAUCAUCUUCACUUCUGCCAACCUGAAACCAUGGAGAAUGUGGUAGAAACACCAUCAGUCAAUCAGCGCUCAUUCUCCAGUUGGCUCACAGGAGAGUGCAAAAACAUAAUUUAAUCAUUGACCUUGUCCUCAUUGUCCUCAUCUUUUCUCUGUACAGAAAGGGGAGGAAAUGGGUAAUGACCUGUCACCGUCCAUGAUUUUCAGUACUUAUUUGCAUGCAUUUGUUAGGUAAUUUGCCAAAACACCUGAGGGAUUGCCAUGAUAGGAAGUUACAGGAGACAGCUAUGAACAAAAAUGUAAAUAAAAGCAUUGAAAAGUUGUUGCAUUAUAACACCCCAUCACAUGCUAGGCAUUUCUGU
Molecule: messenger RNA, 886 nt
Organism: Python bivittatus (Burmese python)
Lineage: Eukaryota; Metazoa; Chordata; Lepidosauria; Squamata; Pythonidae
Gene: APOBEC1
Product: apolipoprotein B mRNA editing enzyme catalytic subunit 1
Biological process (GO): cytidine to uridine editing
Cellular component (GO): cytoplasm; nucleus
Molecular function (GO): zinc ion binding; RNA binding; cytidine deaminase activity
Source: RefSeq, a predicted model, not a curated record